AUGCAAAAUGCAUUGUCGCGGUCUCAGGAAAGUGCAGAAGCACAUGAGAUGCGGCUGUCAAUUAACCGAGAGUGCCAUGCUAAGUCACGCGCGUCAGAGACGUUCACGCAGCAAGAGACGAGGCUGAGUUCUCAGCGCAACCGCACUGAUGUCGCUCGAUCUUGUGAGAGUGUUGAAGGGCGACAAGCGCGUUUGGAAAGUGAUCGGGAGCGCCACGCUGAGUCCCGCGCAGCCGAGACGUAUACGCAGCGCGAGAUGAGACUAAGUUCGCAGCGCAGUCGCACUGAUGCCGCUCGAUCUUGCGAGAGUGUCGAAGCGCGGCAAAUUCGACUGGAAAGUGAUCGGGAGCGCCACGCUGAUUCUCGCACAUCUGAAACGUACACGCAACGAGAGGCGAGGUUAUGUUUGCAGCGGAGCUGCGCUUCUUUUUCUCGGUCGAUUGAAGACGAUGAAGAACGGGAGACCCGCUUAAGAAGAGACCGCUCUCAGCAUGCCCUGUCACGUUCUUUAGAGACAGAUGAGCAGCGUGAAGAACGUCGUGCAGCUGCUCGGCAGCGGUACCACGAACUGCUGGGAGAUGCGUCUACUCAUCUAUCACAAGAACGGGACAGAAUUCAAGAGAUUCGGGGAACUUGGUCGGACGAACAGCGUGCGGCACAAGUAGAACAAGAUCGCCUGCGUCGUAACGUAAAUCAGCUUUCAACAUCUGAUGAGGAAUCCACGGUUUACGAUAUCGAAGAGCAACCAUGGCUAAACAAAGAGGGAAGUGGAUUUAUGUACAAUGUUGCGAUUAACUACGCCGCUUAUGGCAAUAUUGAUUGGUGCCUUAGAAGAAGUGUGUGCUCACUGCCAAGCACGCAAAUGGAGAAAGGGGAGCCAAAUGGGAUGUGUUGUGCAUCUGGUAAGGUCCGCUUGGACUCUAUGCAGGACCCGCCAGACCUGUUAAGAGUCCUAUUAAAUGGCGAGCAUCCAAAGUCCAGCCAUUUUUUUAAAAACAUCCGAGCUUAUAAUAGCGCCUUCCAGAUGACUUCGUUUGGUGUAAAUCAAAUCGUUGAAGCAGGAUUCAUGCCAACAUUCAAGGUACAGGGGCAGGUUUAUCAUCAAAUCGGUUCUUUACUACCAACAGACACGCCAAAAUUUUUGCAAGUUUAUUUUAUUAGCGAUUUCCAUGAACAAGCCAACGUGCGUAGCAGACACAUUCCCAAUUUGGACUCUGGUCUGGUCAGGGGAUUGCAAAGUAUGUUGCAUAAUGUGAAUCCACACAUUGAGAACUUCAAAGCCGCCCUGGCGUCGGUGCCUGAGAACGAGCGCAACCGCUUUAACUAUCAAGGCAAAAUUGCCAUUGCUGCAGCGUCGUCGGGAAUCGCUGCUACACUACUUCCUGGUGGCAAAACGGCACAUGCCAUGUUCAAAAUUCCCAUCGACUUAGAGAGCACCGAAACUCCUGUUUGUGGUGUGUCACACAACAGUGACAAGGGACACGUGCUAAAGGAUUGCUCUCUGGUCGUAUGGGAUGAGUGCACGAUGGCAAAUAGGAAGGCAGUUGAGGCCGUGGAUAGAACCCUGCAGAACAUCCGCAGGAACGAACACUUGAUGGGCGGUGUUACAGUUCUGUUUAGUGGUGAUUUCCGACAAACGCUUCCCGUGGUAACGCGGGGAUCUAGGGCUGACGAGGUGAAUGCUUCGUUGAAACGAUCAGCGUUAUGGUCACGCGUUCAUACGCUGCGCUUGACCAUCAAUAUGAGAGCUCAGCUAGGCGGCAAUGCACGCGCUCAAGAAUUCUCUGAUGUCCUUCUAAGUCUCGGCGACGGUACUCUACCAGAGGAGAGGGGCGGACAGGUGGUGCUCCCAGAAUCUCUCGGUAGAGUGGUAUCCACCUUAGAUGAACUCAUUCGCUGCGUGUACCGGGAUAUCAGUCGAAUACCGCACCAGCCGAAUUCUUGGGCAUGCGAGCGGGCCAUUUUGACGCCUAAAAAUGAUCAAGCUGCAGCAAUCAAUGAAAGCAUUCUCUUGGAAAUUGAGGGGAUUGAAGUGGUGUACACCUCCAUAAACACCGUAGUCGAGCAAGAUGAUGCCACACACUAUCCGGUGGAAUUUCUCAACUCCCUCACAGCAAGUGGACUUCCAGCACAUAACAUCAAGCUGAAGUUCAAGCGCGUGCAGUUCCCUGUGAGUGUUUGCUUCGCGAUGACUAUCAAUAAGUCACAGGGACAGACACUGAAGGCUGCGGGUGUCGACCUAAGGACGAGCUGCUUCUCACACGGACAACUGUACGUCGCUUGCUCCCGCGUCACCAGUCCUGACUCUCUAUACAUUUUGGCUACUGAGAGCAAAACUACAAAUGUAGUUUAUAGAGAAAUUUUAUAA
Molecule: messenger RNA, 2367 nt
Organism: Spodoptera exigua (beet armyworm)
Lineage: Eukaryota; Metazoa; Arthropoda; Insecta; Lepidoptera; Noctuidae
Source: the annotation of a GenBank genome assembly